UCGAGCGACUAUCACAAGAGAAAACCACACAAAAGAAUGGAGAGCAAGAAAAUCUCUCGUCUUCUGACCCUCGUUUUCUCUCUUCUCAUGGUUGAGGAUCCGAUGGCAUCCCGAGUUCUGGCCGAAAAUAGGCCUACUACUGUCAUUGGCCUCGUCCCUUAUGUCGGCAUGAAUGGGAGCAUGCCGUCGAGGGACAAGAUUGCAAGCUAUCCUUUGGACUUAGGAGAUGUGCCCAUGCGUCCACCGGCGACAAAGACCACGAUGUCGCAAGCCGGCCACCCUAACACAUUUGCAAGCGCCGUUGUCUCCGCCCCUAGCAAUGCUAAAGUCAAUGUCCCCACCGCAGUUUCUCCUAACAGUGCCACCUCAAAAAGCAGCGUCACUAGCGCCGCUAGCGGAACCGGCGUCACAAUUCCUCGACACCCUUGAUGGUUUUAAUGAAAAAAACCUUGAUGAUUGUUGUUUAGUUUCUUUCUUCUGGGGUUGUUCUCGUUCUUGUUCGAUUGAAGUGAUGAUGUAUUCCUUUGUAACGUCGUGUUUUUUAGUGUAAUAAGCAUGUACGAUUCACGUGUAAGG
This is a messenger RNA of Syzygium oleosum, 576 nucleotides long. RefSeq lists its product as uncharacterized. NCBI's taxonomy places the organism in Eukaryota, Viridiplantae, Streptophyta, Magnoliopsida, Myrtales, Myrtaceae. The record is from RefSeq and is a predicted model, not a curated record. The transcript is spliced from 2 exons. Bases 37 to 429 code for a protein of 130 amino acids.